AUGUCGCCAGAUUCUGUUUCAAGUCAAAAUCGAGAGCAUGAAGCUCUGGCAGCGGUGCUCGAGCACCUCGUCUCUUCUGGCCCAGUACAUGAGACCGACGACAAACUGCACCAAGGCACAUCAGAUCACACAGCAAUCACACCCGGUCCUAUAUCAGUUCAGAAGCACACGCAUUGGUGGGGACGCUUCUUCCCUGGCUCGCUCGAGUCGACCCUAGACCGCCUGUUCGCAAGCUACCAUAUGGGCAACUACGUCGCCAUUCGAGGUCAGCCAGGCCAGAAGAUCUUCGAGAGCAUGCCCAUUUAUGUUCGUAUCGGCAUGCAUCUUCUCUUCUACAAAAGCAAAGAGCAAUCGUUCCUGCGAUACAAGUCAGUCGAAGAUCUGCUCAAGGCUGUCUCGAUCCGACAGGGGAAAGUGUACGAUGACGAGUCGAACCCACAGGCGGUGUUGGAGCAUAUUCAAAGCUUCAUCUCGACCUACUCGAUCGAUUUGGACGAGCUCUUGCAGCCAGAUCCGUCACUGUAUCCCAGCUUCAACUCAUUCUUCUUCCGCAAAUUGAAGCCAGGAGCAAGGCCGAUAGCCGAACCAGACAACGCAGCGGUCGUUUCAUCGUGUGCUGAUUGCAGACUGACAGUGUUCAAUGAUGUCGCAGAGUCGACGCAAUACUGGAUCAAAGGCCAAGGCUUCACUCUGAACAGGCUUGUCGGCGACACAAACUUGGCGGACCGUUGCUUCCCGCCAGGGAGCUCGCUGGCCAUCCUCCGACUCGCACCAGCCGACUACCAUCGGUACCACCACCCUGUUGGUCCUGUUGUGUGUGGACCGACAAAGCACGUUCCGGGAGAAUACUUUACUGUCAACCCGCAAGCCGUCAACGCCGGCUUUGACGUAUUCUCUCAGAACAGACGAGACGUGGUUGUGCUCAAUUGGUCCCCUAAGGGUGAUGGAGGCCCUGCGGUUCCAGUCGCCUUUGUUGCCAUUGGGGCUAUGCUCGUUGGAUCGAUCGGCUGGACCAAUGCUAAUCAGGGUACCUCUGCAAAGCGAGGCGAGGAGCUAGGCUGGUUUGCUUACGGUGGUUCGACCGUCGUCUGUGUCUUCCCACCCGAGGCCAAGGUCAAGUGGGACCAGGAUCUCUUGGACAAUUCGCUAGCUGGUCUCGAGACCAUGGUUCGUGUUGGAGACCGUAUCGGCAUCUCGAAUACAUAG
Messenger RNA from Ustilago hordei, 1206 nucleotides. RefSeq lists its product as uncharacterized. NCBI's taxonomy places the organism in Eukaryota, Fungi, Basidiomycota, Ustilaginomycetes, Ustilaginales, Ustilaginaceae. Gene Ontology annotation, biological process: phospholipid biosynthetic process. The coding region runs from base 1 to 1206 and encodes 401 amino acids. The record is from RefSeq and is a predicted model, not a curated record. The transcript is spliced from 2 exons. Gene Ontology annotation, molecular function: phosphatidylserine decarboxylase activity.